UCACUCGAAGAAACACCUCGCAGCCGCCAUGUCGAGCAGCCGCAGCGCGACGAUGAUGGAGCCGAACCUCAACAAGAACGUCAACUGGAUGGACUCGCCGGGCUUCGCGGCCUUCUAUGGCAUCCUCCUCCUCUUCAUCUACACCAUCGUGACCAUGGUGCUCCCCGCGACGUGGUCCUGGACCGGCGUCAGCAUUGUGCAUGGCUUCAUCUCGUUCAUGAUCAUGCACUGGAUCAAGGGCUCGCCGGAAGAGGGCUCGAUGGGCUCGGGCGAGUACCGCGAAAUGACUUUUUACGAGCAGAUUGACGACGGCCGCCCGUGGACGUGGGUCAAGAAGUUUCUCAUCUUGGUGCCCACGGCGCUCCUCUUGCUCGCGAGCGUCUCGUCCAACUACGACACGACGCAGCUUUUCAUCAACUGCCCGAUCUGGAUCAUCCUCGUUCUCGCCAAGCUCCCCGAGCUCCACGGCGUCCGCCUCUUUGGCAUCAACGGGACGGUUGGUAUCGACGACGACGCCAAGAACCACGUUGCGCAUUGCAAGAGCUCGUAAGCUUGCUUCCUAUCUACGUACCCUCUGUACUGCUGCUUGGGCGUGUGGACGAUGUUGACCUCAAGAAGCGCGAUGCAAGCACCGAAAUAAAAUAUGUUCAUUUUCAGUCAUAAAGACGCUGCCUCUACGA
This is a messenger RNA of Saprolegnia parasitica CBS 223.65, 680 nucleotides long. RefSeq lists its product as hypothetical. Gene Ontology annotation, biological process: negative regulation of ceramide biosynthetic process; intracellular sphingolipid homeostasis; ceramide metabolic process. Bases 29 to 550 code for a protein of 173 amino acids. Lineage: Eukaryota; Oomycota; Saprolegniomycetes; Saprolegniales; Saprolegniaceae. The transcript has a single exon. Gene Ontology annotation, cellular component: endoplasmic reticulum membrane. The record is from RefSeq and is a predicted model, not a curated record.